AUGGAGGACUUUUCUACCAGGACCUACGGCACCAGCGGGCUGGACAACCGGCCGCUGUUCGGAGAGACGUCGGCCAGGGACCGAAUCAUCAAUUUAGUUGUUGGCAUCUUAACAUCCUUAUUGAUUCUAGUAACGCUGAUCAGUGCUUUUGUUUUCCCUCAACCACCUCCAAAACCAUUGAAUAUAUUUUUUGCUGUCUGCAUCUCUUUGAAUACUAUUACUGCCUGCAUACUUAUCUACUGGUAUCGACAAGGAGAUUUAGAACCGAAAUUUAGAAACCUAAUUUACUAUAACUUAUUUUCUAUCACCAUGUUAUGUAUAUGUGCGAACCUGUACUUCCAUGAUGUGGGAAAGUGA
Pipistrellus nathusii (Nathusius's pipistrelle) is the source of this 357-nucleotide messenger RNA. The record is from the annotation of a GenBank genome assembly. Lineage: Eukaryota; Metazoa; Chordata; Mammalia; Chiroptera; Vespertilionidae.